Drosophila ficusphila is the source of this 845-nucleotide messenger RNA. Its product is annotated as ADP-ribosylation factor-like protein 15. The coding region runs from base 13 to 840 and encodes 275 amino acids. NCBI's taxonomy places the organism in Eukaryota, Metazoa, Arthropoda, Insecta, Diptera, Drosophilidae. The transcript is spliced from 3 exons. The record is from RefSeq and is a predicted model, not a curated record. Gene Ontology annotation, biological process: protein folding. Gene Ontology annotation, cellular component: microtubule cytoskeleton; cytoplasm. Gene Ontology annotation, molecular function: GTP binding; GTPase activity.
GCCGCGUGUUAGAUGGGUUUGCUGUGCGGCAAACUGCGCGACGGCUGUUGUUUCGAGUCCUUCAGCUGUUGUCAGAUUUCAACGUCGCCGAUGGAGGAAUUCCAGGUGUUGAUCCUUGGUCCAUCGGGCAGUGGCAAAACGGAGUUGGGCCACCGUUUGAGUGGAACACCCCGGGAUUUAAACGACCAGGAGUCCACGAAUGGAGUGCGUUGCUUUGAGAUUUCCGCGGAGGAAACUCACUUGAAGCUCCAACUCACAGAAGUCGGUGGAAAUGCCGAGAUGCAGCGUCUGUGGAAACACUAUUAUGCCUCCUCGCAUGCUCUGAUAUAUUGCUUCGAUCUGGCUUCGGAUCCGGAUGGACUACAGGCCGCAUUCGAUUUGCUCAGCGAUUGCCUGCAGGGAACCCAGUUGGCUGGCAAACCUGUGCUUUUGGUCGCCUCUCGACAUCGCGAGGGACUUCAGUUGUAUGACGUGGAGUACGCCUUCGGAUUGGAGGAUCUGGCAAAGUCAUGUGGUUGUCCUUUGCUCAUCUGCCACAUGGACGAGGCCGAGGAUCUGCUGAGGGGAGUUCGAUGGCUCUGCCACCAGCUGUUGGCCAGGAAAUCGGAAUUGGAGCAGCGCAUCCGAUACGAUGUAAAUAUGCAGGUUUGGCAGCGUCGAAAGCGAUCACUUCUCUCAAGUGGCAAACUAGCACAAGUACAUCGAAAUCGAUUUCGGCGACAGACCAGAAAGAUAUUGCCCGCAAUCCAAGGAUUUGGAACUAUGUCGAUUCGACCGAGUACAGCCCCUCCAAAUAUUUUUUUUAUAAACUCGCAGCAGGAGGAAAGUCACAAGUCUUAAAAAAA